UCAAAAGUUCUUCUGCAGCUAGCAACGUUCUAAUGCAACUUUGUAGGGACGCUCGCGGUUGUGGGUGCUAAGUAUACACACGCACACACGUAAGUGGACGCAUAGUGCUUGUCGUCCGAAGGCCGCUGGCAGCAAGAGAGGAGAGAAAGCUGAGCAACCGCCCAAAAUGAAAACGACGACAUCUCAAUUCUCCAGCUAGUUCUUACUCUCUCGUUUUUCUUUGCCAGCCUUCCAGCCAGAUUUUGCACUUUCGCGAUAGAUACAAAAUACGUAUGUAUGUACAUGCGCAGAUAAAUGCCAUAUAUGCUAAUGCCCCAGAGCACACUGGAAUGCGGUAUAUACAAUAUUUACGAGAGAGCUGCAUCCGAACAGACGAACGACGGUCGUGCGCUAUAGCGGAGUUGACGAUAGCGCCAAAGAGGAGAAUACAAAUUUUCCAACUCAGCAGACAAGGCUCUGACUUUCGUUCGUACGGCGGACGUCCUUGUCCUGCGUCGUGUGUGCCGUGAGUGGACGCUUUGAUGUUGUACAAGGAAAAACUAGCCAAGCAGCAAAUAAAAGUUGCAAUAUUUGCUAAAUAAUAAUAACUAAAAAUCAAAUCGAAAAAAGAAGUUUUCUAAAAUUUCAAAAGUUCUAAUAAAAGGAAAAUUGUAAAAAUUACGAUGAAAUGAAAACUGUGUGAAAGGUGAGAAAAGUGCUGGGCCAAUGAAGUAGUGAAAAAACGCCGAAUUUUGCAGCCCAGCGUUCAGCUUGUGGGGGAGGGCACCUGAGGCGGCGGCUGGCGCGACAGCAGCGCGCUUACUGCAGAGAAUCGACGCGUUUCUUUUGCCUUUGUUUCGCUGUUUCGCUAUUUCGGGUUUGUUUGUGUUAUGUGAUGUGUAAAAAUACGUGUAUUAUUAAGAAAUCGCGAAAAUACAGUGGCCAGGCAGACAAAGUGUGAAAGAAAAAACAAAGUCUACAAAUACGUAAACAAAACGUGAAAUAAAUGCUUUGAAGCAUGAAGGUGAUUUCUUCUAACGCCUUUGAGGAAUUUUCAAUGAAGCACAAACACAGUCGUAAGAGAUCCCUUUACACUAAGGCUCGCGAUUGCUCUGGAGCUUACAUAGCUGCUGUGACAAACAGCUGAGCUGGUGCUUUGUACAACGACAAUAUUGUUUGCCUGGCCACCCGCGCUUGCCGAGCGUUAAAUAUGAAGCAUUUAACAGUCAAAUGCAACCCUGUCACGGUAUAAAAUAUAGUUUUUUCUUUUUAUAAACUUUUUUUGAGCUGGCACGGCGACAAAUAUCAUGAGUAUUCAAAAAUCAAAAAAAUAAAUUUUCUGUACAUGUUUUUGAUUCUCGCAUAUACCGGAAUGCAAAGUGGAUAUUGUUCUGAGUGAAAUUGGAUUUUUUUAAUAAAUUUUUCUUUUUUUUCUUUUUUUUUAAGUUUGAAUACUUAUCGAAAGGUUCUGCCCACUUCGGUAGUCUUUUAUCACUGAAAAAACAGAAGCCGACAUGAUAUCUUUGCAAAGGGCCUCCAUUAUUGAUCAAGAGUUUGUGUUGCCUCAAGCCGUCCAUAUUUCUGUUAUGAAUUAAGUAAUUUACCGUAACACUUUCCGAAUGGAGUAAUGACCAACAUGUGACAAGUUCAUGUAUUAUCGGCUACCCUAGUCAGCCACAUUUCUCAAUUUUUUUGCCAUUACAUUCAUUGCUCUCACGCACUUAUUCACGAAACUGGUUCUCUCAUUUAUAACAUUCCAGGCAGCUUCGUGACUUUUAAUGGUGAAUGCUUAAACCUUACGACAGUAAAAAAAUAAAAGUAUUUCCCUUUUUGAAGUCGCAGCUUUCCGCUACUCUCAAGUCAAGCAUUUUUCUCCAAUCGAAUGUUCAAUAGGCAAAUUUGCCAAGUGUAUCUCGAAAUGUUGCGAUUUUGUUUUUAGUGAGUUCGUAGUUAUGUACGUAUGUGCGUUUGUGUGUGGGUUGCGUUGGCGCACUUCCAAGAAACCGGACACUUCGUUUGUCCCAUAUGCCGUCUGGAACCGUUUGUUGUUUGCCGCUCGCUGUGAUUUCGAAUUCGAUUUUGGCUUCGGUGUCAUUUUAAUUCACUUCAUUCAUGCAACUGUAAGUCUGGCGAUCGUUGUUGUUGUGCUCUCACCCCCGCUACAAGGCAGAUUGCUUGUUCGACAGCCAUUGCUUGGCUGCUGGUCGCCGGACGCAGUCGACAGUUCACCAAUGUACGUCCGUCCGUUCACAAAUCGCGCAGAACUCGAUUUCAGCAGCGGUGUAACGUGAACGCGUCCACGGUGCAUUUAAAUUGUUUCACCGUUAUUUCUCAAGUGAUUUUAAACUGUUUCGUCCUGGAGGAUCUUUUUUUUUAAACUAUUUUUUCGUCGUUGUGUGUUCCAUGUAUCACCAGCAUCCUUUUGUGGGCGAAAACAAAGAUGCAAAGCAAACGAGUGUGACAUGUAUAUGUGUGUGCGUAUGUAUGUGAAACGCAUUCGAAGAAGUUUGAAUACAAAUAAUAAGAUUUUGCUGCAAUGGAAAAUUGCCUUCGUCGGUUGAAUUCAUCAAUGGUGGCGAUUGUGUGACUAAAAUUGUGUGAAGUUGUCCGAAAGAACAGCAAAAGAGAUUCCUGAAACCAGCUUAAAAAAGUGGAAAUAAUUUGCAAAUACAAGGCGCCUUAUAUUAGAGGCUUAGAAAGAAAUGUUAAAAAGCCAGCCUUUGUACUUGUAUUCUUUGAUAAUUCGUAAUAAGAACUAGAAGAACUAGUGAAAUGGAAUAAAAACAAAUGCGUUUUGUCCAAGUUGAAGGACAAGUCUCAAAACAGAGAGUACAACGCAUAAAUAGUUCAGACAUUAAAGGUGAAUUACUAAUAAAGUGAUAAAAUAUUGAAGUGAUGGAACGAGCAACACGCGACCAGAACUAAAAACCAAAAUAAAACCGAAAUAUACGUUAAAACAUAAGCGCUUGCGAGUGGUAGCACGUAGGCUCAUUCGUUUGACGGGCAUUUCCGGUGUUUAGACCCCGGCGAAUACCAGCAACCCUUCGGGCGGCGCAAUAUGAAUUCGCACAACUAUUAGGAAUUUAAGUUUGAGAAAGCAAUAUACAUAAUCAAAAACUAAAUUACAAGCAUACAGUGUAUAUAAAAGAGCAACAACAAUAGUGGUGUUGACUGUUUUAGGCCGAGACACAGUACUGAAAGGCAACCAGGCGAAGCGCGGUAGAAGCAUUAAAAUUGUCGCACAAUUAAACGCAAGCAAAUUAAUUAAAAACGCAAAACAGGGCAGCAGUUGAUGGUGUGAAAAUAAAAGGCCUCGGAAAUUCGUUUCGUUUCUUCGCAAAAACUCCAACGAAAAUACGAAACUUUGUAGACAAACAAUUGGAGAGGAGGCCAGCCGGAGACGGUGUGUAGUUGACCGCAUUGCGAAAAGUAAGGUCACAUGUGGAACGUGUCAAGUGGGUUAGCACUGGCUACUUUUGUGUGCGUGUGAAAGUGUCUUAAGACGACAAUUCGGUGAUAAAUAUUUCGGGAGCCAUUGCGAUACGCAUACGAAUAGUUGUCACGCAACAGUCGGGCUUAGUCGGGAGCUGCGGCAUUUUUAGUUAAACGCAGCAAAUAUAGCUGCAGUGAAGCAGUAAGCAAGCAACAAAAACAACGUGAAAGCUCUUUUUGGCACCGGCCACGCCACAUCCUCAGCUGAAACCUAACUUUUGCCGCUCUUCAACAUAUUUGACUCUUGUCUGCGUGUGUGGGUUUGUGUUUCUUGGCACUUACAUUAGUGCCUUGCUGUGUAAAAAUUCUUAGCAGUGUGCCGCGACCCCGUUAAAUAUUCAGCUGUUUCGUCCUCGUCGGACUAAUUCCAGCUCCAGACGAACUAAGGCCACCAACAGUAAUUGGCCUGGAAGUGGCCGGUAAUAUUGUUACUUCGUUGACACGUGCCGCGGGUCUAAGGCUUUGGAAUUGAUGUCAUUGUGAUGACGCAAUGGAUUGCGGCCUUAAGUGGGCGCUUUUCAGUACCAAAACAACACUCGCACCCAUUAUUGAGGCUGCAGAUAAAACGGCGGCAGCUAGCGAAGCAGAAGCGCCAACGCCAACAGCAAGAGUGGCUUUUACGGCUACAGCUUCCGAAAAAACACCAACAACUCCAAAUAGAAUACGAGAAAGACCAAACAUUUCCAGAAUUCGCCAUUGGUCCAAUUUUUAUACCCGAAAAGUAGGCAUAUUAAACGCCGCCAAAGGCUACGCCGCAGUGCGUCUUUAUAGCACCGUAGGUGGAGUUACAAGCGACUCUGUGGGGCCACGGCGUUACGGCCGCGAAUGUGCCAUCAGAUUCAACACUAGCUUAUUUCAAAGAAGCAGACGAAUAUAACACAUAUAACAUAACCUCCCUGCUGCCAACAGCGACGGCUUCAGGUCGCCCGAAGUAGAAGCAGGUGAAAUAGAAACUAAGAAAAAACAAUAACAGAAAACGGGUACAACGACAAAUGCUGUUUUAGGAGAACAAACGGAAUAAAAACCUAAGAUAAUGAAACAUUCAAAUAUUUUUAUACACAAAGAUAUGAUGGAAUUCGGCUAAAGAGAAUCCGAUGAAUUAAACGCCGAAAUCAAAAAGUGAAGAAAAUUCCACAAAAGUAUAAAGAAUAAGAACUAAAUAAUUAAAUUAAAAAUAAAAAUAUAGAAAAGUAUAACUAACCUAACUAUUCUCUUAUCUUGCGCGAAUUCAAUUUAAUUUCUGUCUCAAAUUGAUUCGCUACCUUACCGCGUCUCGUCUUGACUUAAUUCAAUCCGACUAUAUCAAUUUGAUUCUACUUGAGCGGAAACUACUGAACUUAAAUCAUUUAAUAUCACCAACGUUGCUCGCACUUUGUCGUCUAGUCCGGUCAUAGUGUUGCUACAGCCACAGGGACGCCGCAAAACUGGCGUUUACGCACAAAGUUGAACAAAAUAAAUUCCCCAACGCAGCUGACGUUUAGGUGCGAAUUGUGUCAAUCAGGGCGCAAUUGUUCAUUUGUGCAGUGGCCAUGGAGCCUCCUGGCGGGUUACCGCCGGACCGAGAUAGACAACUAGUGCUGCGCCCCCAGCAGCAGGAGCAACAACUGGUACCGUUGGUACCGCAAGUCAAACCGACCCUAGCACUGAAUCUUUACUCCAAGGACCAAGCAGUGUCCUUUACUAUUACCACAACGCCGGCGGCAGAUGUAAUAGUCGCUGCCUCCACUGAGAAUGCCGCUGCCUCAUCCACCACAACGAUCCGCACCACUAAUGCACUUGUGCUUGCGUCCGCGAGCAACGUUGUUAGUGUAAUCGCUGCGGGCAACACUAGCACGGCUCCAAGCACCAGCCCCGCACUGGCGUCCACAGCUAUAGCAAUAUCGGGCACUACGCAGGCGGCCACCGCGUUCAGCGGAAGCGCGGUGGGUGUGCAGCACACCCCACAUCAUCAGCACCCGCCACAUCAUCAACCACAUCAUCCUCCGCAUCAGAUGCACCAUUUCCCACACCAUCAGCCACAGGCGUACGGUGCGCACAACUCGUCGACAAACUCGUCUCUGCUUGGCGGUAUCUCGAGCAGCAGUAGCAGCAGCACUUCAGUUGGUGGGCAACAGCAAACCAUCGAAAAGUUGGCGCGACCGAUGGCAUUCGACAAGAUGGAGGCACUUGUACGCACUAUGCAGAAUGAUGAAAAACCCGUGCCAGUGCGAGUGCAGAAGACCUUUCUCAGCAAUAUUCCAUCGGCGUUCAUGGGUUACGAUUUGAUUGAGUGGAUGAUGGAUCGCCUGAUGAUCGAGGAGUCCGAGGCAUUAAGCAUCGCUAACCAACUCUGUUUGCACGGCUAUUUCUUUCCCGUUAAUGACACCAAAACACUAGCCGUGAAAGAUGACUCCUCGCUGUAUCGUUUUCAGACGCCCUACUAUUGGCCAUGGCAGCACAAGCCUCCCGACAAUGUGGAGUACGCCAUUUACUUGGCGAAGCGUUCAUUGCGCAAUAAACAACGUCAUGCCUUGGAAGAGUAUGAGACUGAAGCCUUGGCAUCGCUGCAUAAGAGCUUGAAAGGUAAGUGGGAUUUCAUCACUAUGCAAGCUGAGGAGCAGGUACGAUUGGCGAAGGAACGUAAGAAGGGCGAUAAGAUCGUCGUUGACUCACAAGAACGCGCCUAUUGGCGUGUACACCGUCCACCGCCCGGCCAGUUCACACCUUUGGAGCCAUGCCCCAUACCUUCGCGUGAUCGCCAAGGCUUCAAGCCUAAUAAGAAGAAAACGGUUGAAGAUGUGCAACGUGAGGUGGACUAUCUGCGUAAGUCGUUGAAUCGUACACGCAUGAAGAUGUCACAAGCUUGCGAGUCACUCGUGGUAUAUUCGGAGACAUUUGCGGAGUAUGACUUCUUUUUGCAGCCGGUACUGCCGUCAAACCCUUGGGUGACUGAGGAUAUCACAUUUUGGCAGCUGAACAACAGUUUUGUGGAUACACCCACAGAGAAGCGAGUUAAGCGUUGGGCUAUUUCGGUAGAAGAGUUGGUUUCCGAUCCAACAGGUCUGCAGGAGUUUACACACUUUUUGGAGAAAGAGUACUCUCACGAAAAUAUACGUUUCUGGAUCGCAGUGAAUCGGUUGCGUCGCUCGUCUCACUCUCAAGUGCCGCGUAAAGUUAAAGAAAUUUAUGAAGAGUUUCUGAAACCUGGCGCGCCAUGUGAAAUUAAUAUUGACGGUAAAACUAUGGAGAGUGUGUUGAAGGGUCUAAAAAAUCCCUCACGUUUCACAUUUGAUUCUGCCUCGGAACACAUCUACACGCUGCUACUAAAGAAGGACUGUUACCCACGUUUCAUACGAUCUGACCACUACAAACGUCUACUGGAGGCAGGCGUACCCCCAUCACACAAGAAACGCUUCUUUAACUUCGGUGGUGUGGGAGGUGCCAAGAAGAAGAUGACAGCGGCACUCUCCAGCCAACCGAAUCUUGGCGACGGCACAACUGCGAAGAAUAUCGGCGGUGCGAGCGGCUCGAUGAUGGCAGCGCCACCUCCAGGGAACUUGGCGCGACGACGUGGCAGCGACCGCAGCCUUACCGGCUCCGCUCACGAACUGGCUGUGAUCGGCGUAAAUAAGGACAUAUCCUCAAAAGUGCCACACUCGCACUCACAAAGCAACUUGAGUGAGAUGCCAUACAGCAGUGAGUCCAUUUACAGAGGAGACAUGCCACAACUCCAGGUCACAGAUGUCGCUGUUCAAAAUUCAUCACUCGGAAAUCGCGAGAGCAGCUCACGUUCGCUUCAGGAGACGACCAAGCCGAAGACUGCUCGCUUGGAGACCACGGUGGAGUCUUCCAGUAGUGCUGUAUGCCCAUGGGAUGUGCCUGAUGAGCCCCCUGACACACAGGCACCCACUCCAUUUCAAAAGUCUCAAAUUAAAUUGUCCAUAUGUCCCUGGGAGCAAGAAGGUGACCUUGCUCCAACGGCUGGUAAUAUUACAAAGUCGGCCACGCACCGUCUCACCAGCACAUCUUCGGACAACACUGAUGUAUCGGAUCGCAUUCAACGCAACUUGGGUAUAAGACAUCAGAACACCGUGGAUAGCGGCGAGGCGAGUAAACGUCUUAUUCCAAACUUCACCGAGCAACGCAGAGCUUCAAUGUCCUUCACACAGUCGCGUCUUUCGGAAUAUCAAUUCGGUCAGACAUCUGUUUCAGCGAAAACUUCUUCUAGCCCAUCGCCAACAGUGGGUAGCCAGAGUGUUGUGGACACUUCACUUCCCGCACCACCGCCACCGCUCUUCACUCAAAGUAUUGCGACCAUGGCCGCAGUAACGGCAAUUAGUAGCUCAUCAACGAUUGUGUCGAAGGAUCCUCCCUCCUCCUCGGAUGCCGAAGUAGAGGAGGAGCUGCAUAAGCUAAGUAUAUCCCAGAGAAAUAGUGAAUCUUCAGCAUCCGAAAUGUGUGUGCUGCCCCCACCUACACCGACACCACCGCCCAUUACUAAGGUGACACCACCACCUCCGGAUGACAAUAUUUGUGCUUACUAUCAGCCAGUCGAGGUGAUAUCUUGUGAGAGUUCUCAAAGCGAUCAUGUGGGCGGUGCAGAAAGAAGUGGUGGAAGCGGCAAUAGCGCCAAUAGUAGCAUUGUCAUAUCUGAAACCGAUGUGGAGGUACCUGUGCAAGAGGUACAAAUAGAGCUAAUUGAAAGCUAUAACUUUCAGGAAAGGAAAAGUCCGAAGCUGUCUACACCUUCCAUACAGAUUGAAGAGGAGAUAGAAGCUUUGCAUAUUGAGGAUUCAGUCGCAGAGCCGUCGCUGGCCGAAGGUGAUGUUAUCGAGACUGCAACUCAAAGAACGCCUACAACCAGCCGAGGUAACUCCCGGCCGGAAACGCCAGAAAUGGAACAGAAGCUGCUACCAGCUGCCAUCACGCCGGACAUUUUGCAAUCGCCACAACUGCAUACGUCCAUAUCUUCGGGCGCACUGCUAGUUACCGCUUCAGUGAUACCGCCACCACCACCACCCAUUGGUCCAAUGGAAGAGGAAGAGCAGCUACGCGUUGAGGCAGAAAUAGCAGCAGCACAAGAGACACAGGAAGAACUUUCACCAACUACAGACGAGUAUCAAGAAGGUCUCCAAUUCGAUACCGAUGGCAAGGAAGACUACGAAUAUGACAUUAUCGACACUGACACCCAAGCCGGUUAUAUACCUCCAGCACCGACGCCAGCACCAUCCAUGGCACCACUUGCUGAAAUGGACAUAGACACCGUAGAUGAUGAGCCAUGCGAAGAAAUGUGCUCUAUGCAGGAAUUGGCGGAAAUACCAACAACACCAACGCCAAUUGUGAACAUGUACGAAGUGUCGCCGACCAUCAUUGAGAAUGUAAUACCAGUGGUCACUGAAGAGGUGAAAAAGCGACGAAAGAAGCGCAGUGCCGAAGGCAAAAAAAUACUAUCCUUGGAUGAAAAGGAGCAAAAGGCCAGCACAUCGACAGGUGGAGCUGCGGAAAUCGUCAGCGGAACAAAGUCGGAGACUGACCGUAAUGCGGUGUGCCCUUGGGAGGACGAAAAUGUUACAACCAGUGAUGGCACUUUCGUGAAGACAUACGCCACGCUCGGGUAUUUAUGAAUAAAGCAGAACCUUUUCAAGUCUGUGGUCAACAAAAUACUGAAGAAAAAGAAAAAUCAAAAGAAAUGACAGUUUUGCAAUGCAACCCUAAACACAUACACAUAAACUCACACGCAAUCGCUCAUAAAUAGCAAACAUACACAAUUCAGCGCUAGAAUGGGCACUGAUGGGAUUGAUCUCUCCUUUAAAGCGUUUUGUUUAUGCAAAACACUAAAUUCGUUACCAUGAUUUUGUUUCCGAUUUACAAAACCUUAAGAGUUGCUCUCAGCUUGUCGACUUAUAGCACACCCACAAACAUACCCGUAACAUUUACCUAGUCGUCACUAAAAAAUAGAAUAAAUAAAUCUGCUACUAGAAAUUAUUAAUAAGACAUCACUACAUAUACACUUCACACACAUAUACACUUCGCACACAUAUACACAUAUAUACUAUUCAGCACUCCAGAAAAGAAAGAAAUAAGAAAAUGAUGAAUUGAGUGCUUAAAUGCUUAAGCAAUUGCUACUUCAAGUGAAUUGUCUAUUGCUGAAAUCACAAUUAUUUAAGGAAAUCUCGAAGUGCAAAGAGAAAAUAUAAAAUUAGGAAUUCGCGUUACAUAACUAUUAUUAGUAUUUAGAAACUUAGCGAUUGGUGAUUUGUAGAAGGAAAUCACAUAUUGGAUACUUCUAUGCUUUGGCGCGGACUUCAAAAGGGAUGUGCGCUGAUUGACGGUUAUCGAAUGUCGCCACGAGUCGUAAUUUUAAUAGACAGAGAAGAUUAAAAAUAAUCGAAAAAUUAUGAAAAAAAGUUCUAAGGAAACGAGAGAGUGAGAUUUAGGUGGACGAAUUGAAUGUCACAGCCGGACAACGAACGGAGCCGAAGUGUGGUGAAUUAACUUCAACAAAGAGAAAUUUGAAGCAGAAAAAGAGUUUAUUUUAAAGGAAAUAUGAAAAAGAGAAAUGUAAAGCGAGUUUGGUAGUUGUCACCUUGGAACUUUGCUCCACAAUCUCCCCACUUAGUUAAAUGUAAAGAAGAGCAGUGCGACAAAUGCAAAGUAUAAACGAAAAGAACAAAGAAAACACUACAAACUAACACAUAUGCACAUUUUAGUUGUAGUAAACAUAAUAAUUUCUUUAUUCGUUUAUAUUUUCAUUUAUGUUUAAGUUUAUUUUAUUUAAAAGUACGACAUUAUUUAUGCUCUUUCGAAAAGGUUAAUAUUAAACAGUUAUUUACAGUAUUAUAUAUAUUAGGUAACAUAACCCAUAAAAAAAAUUCUUUAAAGAAAAAUAAUUUAUUUAUGAAUACAACUCUGACUUUAAAUAACUUUUAUUUAAACGCGAGUGUGAGGUCGGCUGACCACAAAGUUUCAAUUUCAUGCAAUUUGCAAUUUGCGCACUAGUACACAAAUAUUUUUGAAAACUUUUGUAAGAACGCACACCUUUUGUAAAAUGAUGCUUUACGCGCUUACACCUCGCUCACAUAUUUAUAUGCACUCUCUGCAUGCAUGUGUGUGGGCGGGACAGCUCCAGCUGCUCUCUCGUCGUUCGUGCACACACAACUUUCGAGCCCCAAAAUGUAUGCAACGAAAGCGAGAUACCAACAAUGCGAGGCAACUGCGGUGGAAGGUCUCACAGGACGCCCGUGCCUCUUUAUGACAGACUGGAGCCAACGCAAAUAAAACGGCAUUUUACGAGACGACAACCGAUUGGAAAAACAACAGUUAUUUGGGUCAUUGAAUAUACUAAGUAUUAUUAAUAAAUAUGAUAAAUAUAUUGAAUGUUGAAUAUACUACAACGCUACUUAAAAUGCACUAACUAAGCAAAUGUACCGCUGUUCGAUUAUUGAAAAAAAUUACACAUACAUAUAUAAUACUAUGUUAUAAGCAGUUGCCUAGCAGGGCUUAGUGUUUGUUGUUUAUUCAAGUAAAAUUGGCAAAUUCGGUGUUGCAUUUAUUCACAAUAUUCACUAAUCAAUCCUUACUAGUUGGCACUUGCAGCCGCUUACUUAUGUGUCUGACUUAUAAAAGAUGUUACGCAAAAUAAUUAAAAAAAAAUGAAAAAAAGUAUAAAAAAGUAAAUAAAAAUUUAAAAAAAUUAUAAAAUUUUUGAAAAAUCAGAAAAAAAAUUGUUGGCAUAUUCCUAGCAUUUAACCUAUAUACAUACAUAUAUAUUUCCAGUAUAAAAUUUAACCACUUAGAUUGAAGGAGUUACUAAUUGAAUAUUGUGUGUUACCUAAAAUUAAUAUACAGAAAAUUAAUGCAUACAAACAUUCUUAGAAAUAAGGUUUAUAAGUUAAUGAAAGAUGCAAGUUUUAAAAAUAUUUGUGUAUAAAAGGCGAAAACGAAAAGUGGAAAACACUUUUUAGAUAGCAAAAAAUAUUCAAGAGAAACUUUUGAACUUUCAAACAAAAAAAAAAACAAUUUUUCAGGUCAGCAAUUUUAAAAAGAUGUACUAAAAAUAUUCAAAAUUAUUAAAUUGAUAAAUUAUUUUUUUAAUUAAUCUAAGUAAUUUAGUUUAGUUUCCACGCAUACAAAUGAAGUCAGUCACAAAUAUGUAGGUCACUCCACACAUCACACUCUGAAACUCACCAUCUCUCACGCACACUGAAUUUUUACUCUCAGCGCUACUACCGAUUCUCAAUCAAAAAACGAGCUAAAGGAAACAAGUAAUAAUUGGUUGUUGGCUAGACAAUUAUCUCCCAUUAAGCUCGCUCGAGUAUGUAUUUUAUUUACAAUUACAAUGUACUUAACUAUAUUAAAAGAUAAUUAUAAAACCAAUCAAAAUUAAAGAGUGGGCUAAAUUUAAAGGCGAUACAGUGGCAAAAUGCAAAUAUAACCGAGUAAAUUCCACAACAAAAAAAUUAAUUAAUAAGUAAGCAAGUUAUAACUGAAAAAAACUUAGAAAAAAUUAACCACUACAAAAUAAAUGUUGAAUAUUUCUAAAAAUGCAUAAAAUAAAUGAAACCACCGUUCAAAACCACUCACCAAAUGAAGCGAAGCGAGAAACCUAAAGAAAAAACAUAAACAAAAACAAAAAAAAUAUAUAAAUAAUAACUCAAGGGCAAAGUAAGCAAACAAGGUAAGCAAAAUGAAGAUCGCAUUGAUCCAGCAGAAAGGCAGAUGAGCAGAAAUAGAAUAAUCUUAGAGUAGACAUAUGAAUGGAUGUAGGAAAUGUAGUUAAUUUAGAUGCUCGUCAAGUACUCAACCCAUUAAAAUGCCAAAUUAUACACUUACAAAAACAAAAUAAAAAUGGAGAUUGUUGAAAAACGCAGAAAACGCGAGGAAGAGCAGAGUCCAGAGCAAAAAAUGAGCGGCAAAUGUGGAUCUAUAUACUUUACUAAAAUAUAAGCUAAAAUAAUUAAAAAAGGGUAGACGAAUAAACAAUAUACAUAACUAGAUGAAGAAAAUAUAAAAAAUUAUGCUUUUUGUUGUUCGAAAUUUUUGAAGCAGCUGAAGAGUAACGGCACAGUUAGCAUACUUUACGUGAUAAACAGAAAGAUAUGUGUAAGUGCAUAUAUGAUUGCCCGAGUGCUAGGAGAAAAGAGAAAGAAGAAAAAAAAGAUAAAGAACGAUUUGUAAUGAAAGUAAAGGAGAGCAAAGAGAAGAAAAUUCCUACGGUUAAAUUGGAACUCCUUAAUGGCGUUUGGGAACUCGGAGCAAAAUUAAAAAUAUUUAAAUGAAAUAUUUUCAUUAGUGAUAAGCAUAAAGGAUAAAACUAAUACUUAUAAUACUACUAGUAAUUGUUGUUAUUGCGUAUAAUUAAUAAUUAGCCUUACAAACAUGGUUAUAUACAUAUAUUAUUAAAGGUGUGGCUAAGCCCAUGUAGCAUUUAAAGCAGUAAUACACACAAAAAUAAUGUGAAGCUGAAUUUGGCGAACAAAAUUCAUAGCAGUGAAGAUUUGAGUACCAACCGCCCUAUAUAAAGUUAAGGAAAUAAAUGAAGCAGGAACAGAAAUUGAAACACAAAUAGAAACUGAAACAGAAAUUAAGACAGAAACAGAAACUGAAACAGAAAUUUAAAGAGCAAAUGAAAUUAAAGCAAAACACAAAAUCCAAAAGAAAACCAAAUCGCUUUUACAUUGCAUUGGAAAAUUUUUGCUAACAUAAACACUUAUUAUUUUAUCUUUACACACACAUAUACACAUACGAAUUGAUAAUUUUUAAAUCUAACGACUAACAACUAUCUAUCUACUUAUUAAGCCAAAUUAAUGAAAUAGAACUAUGUAUCAAACACAAUAGAAAAAGGACACUAAAAGAGAAACUUGGUCUAUUUCCUAAGUCAAAUGCGAAAGCAAAAACAGCAAAAACACGACAAAUAAUGUACUCAAUGUUUAAAAAAAUAAGUAACCUAAAGUUGAAAAUUGACAAAUACAGGCGCAAGCAUACAUACUCACACAAGUACAUAUCUAUGUAUAUGUGCUGUGUGCAAAAACAAAAAAUUAGAAAAAAUUCCGAAAUAAAUGCUUUGAGUAAGAAACCAGCAGUAGAGUAAUUAACAAACUAAUUUAUAUAGAUUUAGAUUAGUUGGAUCACCAUGAAACUAGCUCAUAUUUACACGAACAAAACACACAUAUACAUACACACACACCGAAAAAAUACAGCAUAAACAAUAAAUGAGGCAACUUAAUUGGGUUAAAGCAAAAUGUAUUAACUUAGUGCUAUGAAGAAAACACAAAAACUAACAAAAAAAAAA
This is a messenger RNA of Bactrocera oleae (olive fruit fly), 13741 nucleotides long. The record is from RefSeq and is a predicted model, not a curated record. NCBI's taxonomy places the organism in Eukaryota, Metazoa, Arthropoda, Insecta, Diptera, Tephritidae.